This is a messenger RNA of Vairimorpha ceranae, 315 nucleotides long. RefSeq lists its product as hypothetical. The coding region runs from base 1 to 315 and encodes 104 amino acids. The record is from RefSeq and is a predicted model, not a curated record. The transcript has a single exon. Lineage: Eukaryota; Fungi; Microsporidia; Nosematidae.
AUGUUUACUACCUCUUUGGGGCAACCCGCCCUACCAGCCUGUUUUUUCUCAUUUUGGGUAAAAUUACAUAUGUACUUAACUAGAGGAAUAAAACAUUACAAAAAACAAAAUAUUAUUAAAAAAAGAUAUAAAUUUCUAAAAUUUUUACUUUCUUAUUUUGUUAUUGAUACACAUUCGCUAUACGAUGUUAUUAUCUUAAAUCACUUUAAUACAAACUUUAAAAUAUACUUAACGAUAAACAGUGUUGAAUAUACUUUAAAUAAUCUUGUUAUUAUUUUCAAUGCAAAUUUUGAAAUACAAUUUUUUAUCUUUUAA